Molecule: messenger RNA, 1083 nt
Organism: Penicillium lagena
Lineage: Eukaryota; Fungi; Ascomycota; Eurotiomycetes; Eurotiales; Aspergillaceae
Product: DUF1295 domain protein
Exons: 2
Coding region: 1-1083 (360 amino acids)
Cellular component (GO): membrane
Source: RefSeq, a predicted model, not a curated record
AUGGCUACUCUUCCGCUGCCCCGUGUUGAGUCCCUAGCAGACUGCACCUCGUUUAGGUUCGCCGUGCUUCCUUUUAUUUCCCAGUUGGAAUGGCUGCCCGCCAGUUUGCACGAAGCCGGCCGCGACCUGGAUAGCUUGAAGGCUGUGUAUCUCGCCACCAACCCUUUCAUCUCCGCAUUCGCCCUUGGCACCUGCCUUGCUGCGCUGUUCUUCGUGGCAGCGGAGAUCAACCGCAACUAUUCGCAGGUGGAUCGCUUCUGGAGCAUCUUGCCCGCCGUGUACAAUGUGCACUUCGCUGCUUGGGCGUGCUUGGCCGGAAUUCGCACCCAGACUGUGGACACGAUCGCUGUUAUUAGCCUGCUGUGGAGUGCUCGUCUGACAUUCAACUACUGGCGCAAAGGAGGUUACAAGAUCGGCUCUGAGGACUAUCGCUGGGAGAUCGUGCGCGCAAAAGUGAACAACAAAUUUGUGUUCAUGAUCUUCAACCUGACCUUCAUUGCUGCGGCCCAGUCGUUGUUGCUUCUUCUCAUCACCGCGCCGACCUACGUUAUGCUUGUGGUGGCGCAUACCCAGGGCCCCGAGUCGUUUGAAGUGCCCGACUUGAUCUUCUCCCGCGCGGCCUUUUUCUUUAUUAUUAUUGAAUUCUUCGCCGACCAGCAACAGUGGAACUUCCACCAAGCCAAGUUGGAAUACCAGAACCACGCGCGCAUUUCUGACAAGUACAAGGACCAGUACACCCCCGAGGACCUUGAGCGUGGGUUCGUGGUCAGCGGUCUCUGGUCCCUGUCGCGUCACCCCAAUUUUGUCGCCGAACAGGCUGUCUGGGUGACCUUGUAUCUGUGGAGCUGCUACCGUACUGAGAACUACCUCCAGUGGAGUGGUCUCGGUGUCGUGGGCUACCUCCUCAUCUUCCAGGGAAGCACCCGCCUCACCGAAUCUAUCAGUGCAGCCAAGUACCCAGAGUACCGCGAGUACCAGGCCCGUGUUGGCCGGUUUAUUCCCCGUUGGUCUGUGAAGUCAAACAAGCCCAAGCGUGCUGGCAAGAAGACCGCUCAGGCGAUCAAGGACAAGAAGAGCAAAUAA